Messenger RNA from Cuscuta campestris, 988 nucleotides. The record is from the annotation of a GenBank genome assembly. NCBI's taxonomy places the organism in Eukaryota, Viridiplantae, Streptophyta, Magnoliopsida, Solanales, Convolvulaceae.
AUACAUUUUUCACAUCAAAAUCUCCUCUUUUACACAAUUCUUCAUCUUUUUGCUUCAUUUAUGGCCGGAGGAAAGAAGACAAAGGUUUCCAAGAAGAAGGGCAACACCGAAGCUACGACCUCAACGCCACCGCCGUUCCCCUACCUGGACGGCUCGUUUCUUGAGUUUGGGUCGGAGGAGGAACUCUACCGGUUCCUCACGCACUUUGCCAAGCGUCCCAUUUCUCCGCCUAGGGUGCUGCCCGAGUUGUACCCUCAACAAAAGGGGUACCACGACCUCGACAAUCAGCUUCAAGCAUCGGGUCUGUGGUCGUUCGUCUCCAGGAGCCGCUCGAGCUUCAAUCCCGCCUUUGUGCGAGCCUUCUACUCCAAUCUCCGCCGAGACGGGGACACCAUUCGCAGUAGCAUCAAUCUCUACGACAUAGAGAUUGAUCUGGCUACCUUCGCUCGGGUCGCAGGGCUGCCCAUCCGCGGUGACGACAUCGCAACCUAUGGUGGCGAUGAUUGGAUCCUCAACAACGAGGCGGUGGUCAUCCGAGAGCUUGGGAUCACCAACCUCAUCCGUCACAGCGGCGCACCGACGAUUCACUCGGCCCCAUCGGACAAGCGCCUCCUCCUCUACAUCAUCACCCGGAUUCUCCGCCCCCGGGACAGCAGCCAUACCUCGCUCUUCAACGAGGACUUGAAGGCGAUUCAUGCCAUCAUCCACGGCGCCUCCAUCAAUUGGGCGAAAUGCGUGAUGAUCCACAUGGCGGAUUGCGCCUCCAUCGCCACUGAGCGGAGCUUGCCAUACGCCUUCCUCGUCAUGGACCUCAUCAUCUCCGCCGACAUCUCCAUCGCCGGCCCGGAUACGAAGAUGACAAAGAUUUGGAUCAUCCAAGACAGCACCUUCCGGAAGAAGUCCGGUGACGGAACCAGCGCUGGACCGAGUCGUGCCCGUGCCCCUGCCCCUGCCUCCGCUCCCGCCAAGGCGUCCUUACAGUCCAUAG